This is a messenger RNA of Achroia grisella, 3712 nucleotides long. RefSeq names its product probable ATP-dependent RNA helicase kurz (gene kz). Gene Ontology annotation, biological process: maturation of SSU-rRNA from tricistronic rRNA transcript (SSU-rRNA, 5.8S rRNA, LSU-rRNA). The transcript is spliced from 19 exons. The record is from RefSeq and is a predicted model, not a curated record. Bases 139 to 3696 code for a protein of 1185 amino acids. Gene Ontology annotation, cellular component: nucleolus; intracellular anatomical structure. Gene Ontology annotation, molecular function: helicase activity; RNA binding; ATP binding. Lineage: Eukaryota; Metazoa; Arthropoda; Insecta; Lepidoptera; Pyralidae.
GGACCACGAAGUAUAUACGAUUAACUUUAAUAAUAUAAUGUAAAUUAUAAUCACCUCCAAAAUUGAAUACCAAUAUAUGAAAAUCGCUUCCAAUUUUGUUGAUAACUAUUUGAAGAAUUCUUAUAUUUUUAGAAUAUAAUGGGCAAGUCACGACAUAAUGAGAAAGCCCGAAAAGUUGUUAAAACCAGCAUAGACAACACUGAAACUAAUGAGAUCAAAGUUGAUUUUGCCAACGAUGAAUAUGGUGCAUCAGAUAAAAGUAAUUUAUUGGUUUUACCGUCAAAGAAAAGGAAAACCAAGGUCAUACAGGAAAAAAAGGAAAAAAUUAAAUUACUUUCCAAGGCCCAACGAAAACAACUGGAGAAAAUUGUUGAUAAGAAGAAGAAAAAAGCAAAUCGAGCAGCUCUAUUAGAGUCUCUGUUACAAGUGCAAGCAUCACCAGAUGAAGUCAAUCAAAUGACAACUAUAUCAUCUAUGCAAACCAUUGGCCUCAGGCAUUUAUCAAAGUAUAAUUUAGAAGCACCUGUGGAGAAGGCAGAAUUACCAGAGAAUAAAAAGUUCAGUAGCAUUGCAGGAGCAAAAAAACGGCUAAGACUUUUAAAAAUGGAUAAUGCAGGUAAAAUAAAGAGGAAUAAAUAUGAUCCAAAUGUAGUAGGUCUUGAGCAGUCAUCCACUGAAGAAAGUAGUUCAGAAUCAGAUGAUGAUGUAUCAGAUGUUGUAGAAAAUGGUAAUGAAGAUGUGGAAUUAAUUAAAGUUGAUACAGUAAAUGAUGAAAGUAGGACUGAAAAUGAUGUUUCUCUUAUAAAAGAAGAAAAUCCUAAAAACAAUGAUAAUACAAUUGUAAAAGAAACAAAUAAAACUAAAAAGGUAAACAAAGAUGCUCUUGAUGUUAAGGAGAAAGUAAAAAAGCCACUGCUUGAGCACAAAACAGUUCACAUAGAAGUGAAAAGAGAUCCAAAAGUGCAAGUCGCAAGAUUGAAGCUACCAAUUUUGGGAGAAGAACAAAGAAUUAUGGAACUGGUUAAUGAGAAUGAAUUUUUAAUUGUGGCUGGUGAAACUGGAAGCGGCAAAACAACACAGCUUCCACAAUUCCUUUACGAAGCCGGUUAUGCUCAGAACAAGAUGAUAGCAGUGACUGAACCUCGCAGAGUUGCUACAGUUGCAAUGGCGGCGCGGGUCGGCCACGAGUUGGCUCUCAGCAAUAAAGAAGUGUCCUACUUGAUGCGAUUCGAAGGAAACGUUACUAAGGACACUAAAAUCAAGUUUAUGACUGAUGGUGUACUUCUAAAAGAGAUUCAAUCAGAUUUUUUAUUGAGUAAGUACUCGGUAGUGAUCAUUGAUGAGGCUCACGAGAGAAGCGUCUACACUGACAUACUGCUUGGUUUACUGUCUAGAAUAGUGCCGUUAAGGAGAAAGCGCGGGAACCCGCUUAGAUUAAUAAUAAUGUCGGCCACAUUGAGAAUAGAGGACUUCACUGAAAACACCAGGCUAUUUAAGGAACCACCGCCAGUUAUUAAAAUAGAUUCAAGACAGUAUCCAGUGACAAUUCAUUUCAACAAACACACUUACAGUGACUAUUUAAAAGAGGCAUAUAGAAAGACAGUCAAAAUACACACUAGAUUGCCCGAUGGAGGAAUUCUUAUAUUUGUAACAGGUCAGCAGGAGGUGAAGUACCUGGUACGUAAGUUAAAAGCAUCAUUCCCGUACCGCAAGGAUGUGGACUAUUCAAAGCUUAUCAAAAGGACUAAGGCCGUCAGCGAAACGGAGGCUACGCUAGAUUCUGAGGCUGAUGAUAUUGAGUCGGAUGAUGAUGAGGUGGAGAAAGAAAUGAAACGCGCUAGAAAAGCAAGAAGAAAAGCUAAGCAGAAAGUAAAAACACUUCCAAAAAUUAAUUUGGAUGACUAUGACAUGCCUGAUGACGAUGGACAAGCAGAUCUAGUUGACGAUGAAGAUGAAAGUGAAGGACAUUUAAGUGAUUCUGAUGGAGAAGAAGAUACACUUACACCAACAAUAAAAUCAUGCCGACAACCUCUAUGGGUUCUACCUUUAUACUCUAUGCUCAAUUCAGCUAAGCAAGCUAGAGUUUUUGCUUCACCUCCAGUUGGAGCCAGGUUGUGUGUAGUCAGUACGGACGUAGCUGAAACAUCGCUGACUAUACCUGCUAUUAGAUAUGUUGUGGACAGUGGCAAGAAGAAAAUGCGUGUAUACGACCACGUGACGGGCGCGAGUGCGUGGCGCGUGGUGUGGACGUCGCAGGCGAGCGCGGGGCAGCGAGCGGGGCGCGCGGGGCGGGUGGGCGCGGGCCACGCCUACCGCCUCUACAGCAGCGCCGUCUACCAGCACGACUGUCCCCCCCACCACCCGCCAGACUUAUGUCGCCGCCCGGUCGACGACCUCGUGCUCGCCAUGAAGUGUAUGGGCAUAGAUAAGGUGGUAAAUUUCCCAUUUCCGACUGCGCCAGACAGAUUGCAACUCCGUUUAGCAGAAAAACGUCUUGAAACACUGGGAAUAUUAGAAAAACUCGAAGUAAAGAAGAAAAGAAUAGAUGACGAUGAUAUAUUAAAAGUGACGCCAUUAGGUAAAGCAGUCUCGGCAUUCCCGUUGCUGCCCCGGUAUGGAAAAAUGCUAGCACUCAGUCAUCAACAGAAUCUCUUAUGUUAUACUAUCGCCCUGGUAUCGGCUCUUACAGUACCUGAGGUAAUGAGUGGAAAACCAGACAACUGGCCUGCAACCGGACAUACUCUCUUGUUAGGCGAUCCCGGGGUACUGUUGCGGGCUAUAGGCGCUGCCGAGUAUGCAUACGUCCAAGGCGAAGAAGAGUUAUUCUGCGCUAAAUAUGGAAUCAGAGAAAAGGCUAUCAAAGAAAUCCGCAAGUUAAGGAAACAACUUACAUCGGAGAUCAAUCUCAGUGUCGCCGGUGUUGAUGUUGUAGCAGAUCCUGAUAUGAAACCUCCGAAUGAUAAUCAAGCCAGGCUACUACGGCAGUUGGUACUUAGCGGACUUGGUGAUCAAGUCGGCAGGAAAAUUGGACUGGAUGAGGUCAAAGAAGGGGAAGAUAAACGCAAAUUCAAAUAUGCGUACCAUUGUGGCGAGCUCGAUGAACCAGUGCAUCUACAUUCUGAAUCCAUACUCCGCAAAACGAUACCUGAAUGGGUAGUCUACCAAGAGCUGUAUGAAACCGGUGCUGAAGAACGACGGAAAAUGGUGAUGAGGAACGUGACAGCCAUAGAACCUGAGUGGUUGCCUGUUUAUGUACCAUACUUGUGUAAUUUGGGCGAACCUUUAGCAGACCCAGAGCCAAGAUAUGAUGAGAAGUCGGGGCGGGUAAAAUGUCACUUUAAAGGAACAUUCGGUAAAGUCGGAUGGGAGUUGCCCACUGUUGAGAUUGAUUAUCCAGAAAAAAUUGAAAGUUAUAGAUGGUUCGCACGAUUCCUGUUAGAAGGAGUUGUGUUUCCAAAACUACGUAAAUAUACGGGAUCGUUACUCUCUCCGCCGUCCACAAUGGUAAAGAGCUGGGCCAAAUUACAGCCCAGAACUGAAAUACUAUUGAAAGCGUUAAUUAUGAAGAGGAUUGGAAAUAGGGACGCGUUGGUAGCAAUGUGGAAGGAGCAAUCGACUUAUCUACUAGACGAGUAUUUGAAAUGGCUACCGGAAUCGGCACAAAAUGAGGCAACGAUGCAUUGGCCCCCAUUGUGAUUAUAAAUGAAUUAUG